Messenger RNA from Camarhynchus parvulus, 1615 nucleotides. It is a transcript of the gene MCOLN2, whose product is annotated as mucolipin 2. The transcript is spliced from 13 exons. The coding region runs from base 5 to 1615 and encodes 536 amino acids. Lineage: Eukaryota; Metazoa; Chordata; Aves; Passeriformes; Thraupidae. Gene Ontology annotation, cellular component: plasma membrane; lysosomal membrane. Gene Ontology annotation, molecular function: NAADP-sensitive calcium-release channel activity. The record is from RefSeq and is a predicted model, not a curated record.
AAAUAUGAUGGCUCAGUCAGAUUUAGAUCUAAAAGAGAUGGCUUUGAAAGAGGAUUUGAAGUUUUACUUCAUGAACCCAUGUGAAAAAUAUAGAGCAAGACGUCAGAUACCAUGGAAAUUGGCUUUGCAGAUUUUGAAGAUACUUAUGGUUACAACACAGCUUGUUUUUUUUGGUUUGAGUAACCAGCUGGUGGUCUCAUUCAAAGAGGAAAACACUGUUGCUUUCAAACACCUAUUCCUGAAAGGCUACUCUGGAACUGAUGAAGAUGACUACAGCUGCAGUAUAUAUACACAACAGGAUGCUUAUGACAGCAUUUUUUAUGUUAUUAAUCAGUACAGGAACCUAAAGAACAUAUCCCUGGGGACACUUGGUUACGAACAUGAGGAAUCAGGUCUAAAAAUCUGUAAACAGCAGUACAAGAGAGGCACAAUGCUUCCUUCCAAUGAUACACUGAACAUAGAUGUUUCUACUGAAACAGAAUGUAUCCUUUUAAAGCCAAAGGAACUAACUGGUAAGAAGGCAGAACUGAAGCUGAACUCUUCUUUUUUCAAUCUUGAAUUUUACAGGCUUAUACAGGUUGAAAUCUCCUUCAAGCUGAAAGGCAUUGCUCUUCAGACAAUCCAUGCCCGUGAAUUGCCUGACUGCUAUGCAUUUCAAAACACUAUAACUUUCAAUAAUAGAGCCCACAGUGGAAAAAUCAAGGUCUAUUUUGACAGUGACACUGACAUUCAGGAGUGCAAAGACUGGCACAUAUUUAACUCAGUUCUCCAGAAAAACACUCAGUAUAUUCUAGUCUUUGAUGGAUUUGUCAUAUUAAGUUGCUUGGCUUCUCUAAUCCUCUGCACACGAUCCAUCGUUCUUGCCUGGAGGCUGCAGAAGAGAUUUGUGAAUUUCUUCCUGGAGAAACACAAGCGCCGUGUGUGCUAUGCUGACCGCCUGGAGUUCCUGAACGGGUGGUAUGUCCUGGUAAUUAUCAGUGAUGUCAUGACAAUCAUUGGGUCAAUCCUAAAAAUGGAAAUAAAAGCCAAGAACCUCACAAGUUAUGAUGUCUGCAGCAUUUUACUUGGAACAUCAACUCUGUUUGUCUGGGUUGGAGUCAUCCGAUACCUGGGAUAUUUUCAAACCUACAAUGUGCUCAUUUUGACUAUGCAGGCAUCGUUGCCGAAAGUGCUGCGGUUUUGCUGUUGUGCUGGGAUGAUCUAUCUUGGCUAUACUUUCUGUGGUUGGAUUGUCCUGGGGCCUUAUCAUGAAAAGUUUGAAGAUCUGAACACAGUGGCUGAAUGUCUGUUUUCUUUGGUCAAUGGUGAUGAUAUGUUUGCAACAUUUGCUCAAAUCCAAGAGAAGAGUUCCCUGGUGUGGAUGUUCAGCAGAUUGUAUCUGUACUCCUUCAUCAGUCUGUUUAUAUACAUGAUCCUCAGCCUUUUUAUUGCACUCAUUACUGACUCCUAUGACACCAUAAAGAAAUACCAACAAAGUGGUUUUCCAGCAACAGAUUUACAUGAAUUUCUAAAAGACCAUAGCAAUGCUGGCUACAGAAAAGACAGAACUUCUUUUCCACUCAUCUGCUGCUGCAGGAGACAACAGAGUGAUGACAACUUGAUACUUAUUAAUUGA